UCUCUGCCCGGGGGCGGCAGCGGCUGGUCGGCGGCAGCUCUGCGGGUGCGGGGGCGGCGAGCUGAGGACUUAGCGACCGCGGCCGGAGCGUGCCGGCCACCGCCCGCACCGCCCUUCCGCCCACUCUCUGGACGGCCGCAGCCCUGCGGGUCUCCACUCCAGACCCACCUCCGCCCCACCCCGCGCGUCUCUGCCGCCUCUUCCAGAGACCCAGCUUGCUGAGCGGCCGCCACUGCCGCUGUCGCCGCCGCCGCCACCGCGUCAGGUUCCGGCCGCGGCCACCUUCCGACGUCCAGGGCCCCUCCGUCCCGGCCCCGGGACCCCGGCUCCCCGCCAGCCCCGGCCCCGGCCCCGGCACCAUGUCGGAGAAGAGCGUGGAGGCAGCGGCCGAGCUGAGCGCCAAGGACCUGAAGGAGAAGAAAGAGAAGGUAGAGGAGAAGGCGAGCCGGAAAGAACGAAAGAAAGAAGUGGUGGAGGUGCUGAGGGAGGAGGAGAAUGGAGCCGAGGAAGAAGAAGAAGAAACUGCUGAGGAUGGAGAAGAGGAAGAUGAAGGGGAAGAAGAAGAUGAGGAAGAAGAAGAUGAUGACGACGAAGGGCCCGCGCUGAAGAGAGCUGCUGAAGAGGAGGAUGAAGCUGAUCCCAAGCGGCAGAAGACAGAAAAUGGGGCAUCAGCAUGAGCCCCCUGCCAAUGGGCUGGGGUGGGAGGCCGCCAGGGCCUGGAGAUGGGGACAGGGACAGAUGAGUGCAGCCACUCUUCCCCUGGCUCCUUGCUCUGAGCCCUGCGUCAGAGCUGCCACCCUCUUCCCCCCAGCCUUCUCAUGUCCACCUCUCCAGACGUUGCCCCUCCAUCUUCACUCUGCCGUUUUCCGUCUCCUGACCUGUUCCAUCUGAGCUCCCCGCUGGUCCCCAAUCGCCCCUUUCUCUCUUCUUUUUCUCUUCCUUUCACCCCCGGCCACUCCCACUCCUCCUCCGUUAGCCUCUUCUUCCUAACCUCUGCAUCCGAGCCUCCUGUCCUGUCCAUCCCUACCCUGCCUGAUCCCUGGGUCUCCCUCAGAUCCCCUCCUUUCAGACAGCGCCAGGCCAGGGUGGGGCCAGGGUUGGGACCAAGCCCCACAGCUGCCCCCCUCUACUCCCCUUUUUGUAUAAUUUAAUAAAGAAAUGGU
Pteronotus mesoamericanus is the source of this 1163-nucleotide messenger RNA. RefSeq names its product parathymosin (gene PTMS). Lineage: Eukaryota; Metazoa; Chordata; Mammalia; Chiroptera; Mormoopidae. The transcript has 5 exons. Gene Ontology annotation, molecular function: histone binding. Gene Ontology annotation, cellular component: nucleus. The record is from RefSeq and is a predicted model, not a curated record. Gene Ontology annotation, biological process: negative regulation of apoptotic process; positive regulation of transcription by RNA polymerase II. The coding region runs from base 360 to 677 and encodes 105 amino acids.